AAGAGGGUGUACUUUUUAUUUGCUAUUAUGCAUUAAUAAAGUAGGAAAGUUUACAAUGAAGUAUUUUCUCAUCUAAAGAUUAAACAACACUUUUAUGACGACAAAUUCCAUUUUUAAAAUAACCUGGUUCGUUCACUAAGCUAAAAUCGCUGAAACAAAAUGAGAUUGAUCAAAUUAUUCGAAAUACUAAAACAAUUGAGGAUAGAGCCCUAUGUAUUCUUCAUUAUUUUUACCUUCUCCAUCAAAGACGUGCCUCAACAAACUCUAAUUAUGGAUAGAGUUUGCAGGCUUACUUUAAAUGAAUCAGAUAGUGUAUGUGAUGAUCUUAUCAAACACGAAAGAAUUCAUAAAUUGGUGCAGAAGAUAUCCACACAUUAUAAAAUCGGUUAUUCGUUAGUAACAAUUCUACCAUCUAUCGUCAGUGCGACAUUGUUAAGUCCGUGGAGUGAUAAAUAUGGCCGAAAGUUUCCAAUAUUGGCUGCAACCUUUAGCAUGAUUUUAGAAGCAUGUGGUCUCUUAGUUGUUGGUUUGAUAAAAUCGGCGCCCCCUUACUUCUUAAUUAUUGCCGGUAUACCGUCGGGUAUAUUUGGGGGAUUCUUAAUGGCAAUAUCUUCAUCUUAUACUUACUUGUCUGAUGUCACAGAUAAAGAAUCACGAACAAUUCGAUAUGCAAUCCUGGAAUUUGCCUUUGUUUUAGGUGUUCCUGUAGGAGUUGAAGUCGGUGGCAGACUAUUUAAACUAGGCGGUAUUGUCCCGGUAUAUUUAACAAUUCUGAUAGUUCUAUGCUGCUCCUUUGUUUGGGUUUUUUUUAUUCUUAAAGAAACAAGAGGUAAAGAAGAAGAGAAAAAUUUAAAAGAAAUGAUUCUUCAUCUGUUUCGACUGGAUAACCUAAAGGACAGUUUAAAUACCUGUAUUGCUCCUCGACCAGGUAAUCUCAGAACUCAAAUAUGGUUGUUAAUAAUUUCCAUAACGUUCAUCAGGUUUGGUGGUUAUGGUUCCAUGACCGUUGGUUACUAUUUCGCCAAUACUGUUUAUAAAUGGGACAGUUUAAAAUAUUCCAAUAUAUCUUCCAUCGUCCAGGUAACGCAUGGAAUUGGUCUUAUCAUAUUCGUUCCAAUUUUUACCAAAAUUUUAAAAUUGCCCGAAAGCAUCAUCGCUUUAUUGGGAAGUCUCUCGUAUAUGGGUGAGAAUGCUAUUAAAUCAGUCGCCUAUCACGAGUGGAUGUAUUUUUAUGCUUAUUCGGUGGGACUUUUGGGAGGAGUCAGUAGUGUUGCCGUAAGAUCUCGACUUUCUAAAAUGGUUAAUCAAGACGAAUUAGGUAAAAUUUUCUCAUUAUUAGCUCUGUCUGAAUCAUUGACUCCUGUAAUUGCUGCAGUUGUUUUUAACGAAGUUUAUGAAGGAAGCGUAUAUACUUAUGUUGGAGCAUCUUAUUUAUUAACUAGUAUUUGUUUAAUUUUUCCAGUAACUGUUUUCAUUUGGAUUACUAAACAGACACUUCCAAGAACAUCGGAUGAUGGUAACGAAGGAGAAUUCCAAAUGGAAAGUUUUAGUGAAAGUAAAUAAAAAGAUAAAUUACCACAAAAUAUGACCGAUUUUGUUGAUUAACUUAAUGUCGGUUUAUAUUUAUUAAAUGUAAUAACCACCGCAUUUACGGUGUAUGUUUAAUGCAUUUGAAUACCAUAAUUGGUAAAUAAAUUUUUACAGU
Molecule: messenger RNA, 1705 nt
Organism: Centruroides sculpturatus (bark scorpion)
Lineage: Eukaryota; Metazoa; Arthropoda; Arachnida; Scorpiones; Buthidae
Product: proton-coupled folate transporter-like
Exons: 7
Coding region: 160-1563 (467 amino acids)
Biological process (GO): transmembrane transport
Cellular component (GO): membrane
Molecular function (GO): transmembrane transporter activity
Source: RefSeq, a predicted model, not a curated record